CUCACGGUUGACUGUAGCAGGGAAGUCGCUGUGUAAAUAGGGAAUUGUGAUCUCUAGCAGUUUUAGAAACAUAAUUCAAUGCCUAUUUCGCUACAUGACGACGACAGUUAAAUACAGCAUGGAGGAAAUGGAAGAAGGCCGUUUAGAUGACCACAAUCACAACUAUCGUGAUGGCCCAAGAGAUGCUCACACCUUCAUGAGAGCACAACUGUCAAAUGAAGCCCAACUUUUCUGCUCGCCCAUGAUUAGCACAGAACCAACAGGAUCUUGCGGUGGGAUAUCGUCCAGACGAGAACUACGAUACAUGGAUUCGGAUUCUAGUAGCAUCAGCAGCGAAACCAGCGACACAGACAGUCCCAGUGCCUCGGCGUCUACGCCUGGAAAACUAACCCUCAACUCGGCUACAAAGUUUUUAAUGAACUCGAUGACUGUAGAGGAUUACAAGAAUAUCUACUGGCCCAAGCUGGAGAACGCAAUUGAGCACUUGCUGACCCAGAGCCCCUCCGACCACAAUUCCAUAUCCUAUGAACAGAUAUACAGCCAUGUCUAUAAAUGUGUUUGUCAGCAACACUCAGAACUACUCUACAAUGAUUUGGUAUGGAAAAUUUCCAGUCACUUAGACCAGGUUUCUGCUCAGCUCUUGGGCAGUCUACCUGAUGGGUUCAUAGAACACUUUAACCUUGUCCUCUCUCAGUACACAGCGGCUCUGCAAUGCAUCGUUCCUGUGUUCAUCUACAUGAACAAGUUUUACAUUGAAAGAAAGCUAAACCAGGACCUAAGGGAUAUCCUUAUGAAGCUUUUCUCUGAUCAUGUUGCAGAAAAACAUGUGAACACAAUAAUACCUCUUCUCCAAAAAGCCCAUUCCAUGCCUUUUCAAGUCAAGCCAUCAACAAUGGCUAAUGUUGUGAAAGGUCUCUAUGCCCUUCGACCAGAAUGGUCCAAUCUCGCCCCAGCUCUUUUUUCCCAAUUCAUUCCUCAAAUCCAUCCUCCGACUAUGGAAUCACAGCUUUCCGAUUAUGCUGCCCAAGACCAGAAGUUGCAGAUGGAACUCUCUCUUAAUGGGUUCUCCAGGGGGGACCAGUCACGCAAAAGAGCAAGUGAAGAAUCGUAGCAGUUCACACUACAUCGAUGUAAUCGUAAGAGUUGUUGAAGCACACUGGUCACCCUCUCUCCACAGGCACUGCCUCUGCAUCCCCUGGCUCACAUGUGUUAUGUAUGACCAUCCUUUAGAUAGCCCCUAGUGUCAGCUUUAUUUGACGAAAGCCCACUCUCCAUAGCUGUGAGUUCUUCUCAGGAUUGUUUAUCUGAUGUCUCUUACACAAGAAAACUGGAUGAUUUUGUAUGAUUUGAUGAUUAUUUGUAUGAUUUGCCAUUUCAACAACAACAAAAAAAAGUUUGUCCAGAUGUUGACGAAAGGCGUGCCUUUUUGUAUAAUUCUGUAUACGCCAAAACAAAUUCUUGUAUAAUUUAUGAAUUCCCUGCAUCAUGGUAAUAUUUGUUUUGUGCGUACUUGUUUUUUUUUUUACACUACCACAGAGUGCAUUACCGAGAGGUCUGGGAAAGCAGUAUGCAAGAUGUCAAACACAGUUCUAGUGUCAGUAACUUUGUAGUGAUCUUCAACAUGUUUUGUGGCUUGGUAUGAAGAAAUCAUGGUUCCUCAUGAUAGACCUAAAUGAGUUGGAAGGUAAAGUGACUUAAUCAGCAGAUAGCAAGUCUGGCUGGAGUUUAUAUGCAUCUUCAUCCACUGUUUUGUUUUACAUGUCCUUCAUUAAAGCAUUCAGAAUGUAAUUCUCUGUGAUAUCAGGAAAUGUGACCGACAUUAGUGUCAUAAUUCAGUUCAUAAAAGCUCUUAAAAUGUCUUUGCAUGCCACACGUGAAAGUUUGAUUACACGGUAUGCAACAUUAUAAGCUAACAGGGAUUUGAACAAGUUUUGAAAAUCUUGACAUGAUAUCCAUUAUGAGGUGUUGUGUAUUGAUCAUUUAUGGGGGAAAUUAUAUUUUUAUUAUAUUCAUUCAUUUGUCUUAACAUUUGGGUUGCCAAAAUAUAUCUUUUUUUUUUUGCUUUUUUUUUUUGUGUUUGUGUUUAACACCCUCAGUCAGUUCAGGUAUUUGCACUGUUUUAGGUGUAAUCCAAUGCCAAAGUACUGUUAAUCAUUAUUUCCUGUGUAGAAUGUUGUGGACUCACCCAUGUUCUAAUCAUGUAUAGUUUGACUACUUCUUUCAAUUAAACACACUUGAAAAUUCA
Messenger RNA from Alosa sapidissima (American shad), 2245 nucleotides. RefSeq names its product CDK2 associated cullin domain 1 (gene cacul1). Gene Ontology annotation, biological process: ubiquitin-dependent protein catabolic process. The transcript is spliced from 8 exons. The record is from RefSeq and is a predicted model, not a curated record. Gene Ontology annotation, molecular function: ubiquitin protein ligase binding. Bases 95 to 1111 code for a protein of 338 amino acids. Lineage: Eukaryota; Metazoa; Chordata; Actinopteri; Clupeiformes; Clupeidae.